Messenger RNA from Musa acuminata subsp. malaccensis (wild Malaysian banana), 802 nucleotides. The record is from RefSeq and is a predicted model, not a curated record. Lineage: Eukaryota; Viridiplantae; Streptophyta; Magnoliopsida; Zingiberales; Musaceae.
CUAUUAUUUAUGGCUCGCUCACGGUGACUCGCCCUGCAAAUCCCUGCCUUCAAAUGCCUCAAGAAGGCCACCGCUAUUUCCCUCGCCAUUAACAACAUCUCGUGCUGCACUGCACCGCACUGCACCGCAUUCCAUUCUCCUGUUCCUCUUCUUCGCAUACAUAAAAAGGACAUCCGAUAUGGGCAGGAAACCAGGCUUCUUCUCUCUCUUCUCCGCAACGAGGUACACGAGCCACGCCUCUUCUCCCCCUACUCCUCUUCCAUGGCCGUGGCCUUCCUGCAGCCACCCAAGGACCCGCUCCUUCAGGGAGAAAGACGGCGUCGUAGUAGACUGCGUAGGCACGAAGAGUAGUGAGUCGUCAUGCGGCGACGCCGUCGAGGCGGUCAUCCGCGGGCUGCGGUCGGACAGGCUGUUCUUCGAGCCAGGCGCGACCAGCUCCAUAGUGGAGGCGGCGGACGUCGGGGCCGUUCCGUUCGAGGGGAGCAUCGCCAUGGCGGUGGAGUCGGAGGACCCUUAUCGUGACUUCAAGCAGUCGAUGGAGGAGAUGCUGACGGCUCAUGGAGUCAUAGACUGGGCGUGGCUCGAGGAGAUGUUGGUUUGGUACUUGACAGCUAAUGGAAAGAAGACGCACGAGCUCAUAAUAGGAGCCUUUGUGGACUUGCUUGUAAGCCUUGCUUCUUCUUCGUCUUCUUCUUCUUCUCCUCCAUCUUCUUCCGAUUCUUCUUGAGCCACCGAGAUGGAGGAAGAGAACAUAUAAAGUGACGCGUUUGACUUCCUCUCUAUUCCAUCAGUGAAUGCUGUA